CCCUCACAGAAGUUCCCUGGAUAUUUCUAGGCCACAGGGCAGUGCUGAGACAAACAGCUGGCAGAAGUUUAUCUGCCUCUACUUUGUGCCUUCUUGGUCUUCAUGGACUCCAUGUUGGGGCUCUGGGACUCCUGAGGGUGUCCCAGCCUUGUCUGCUUCUCCCCUUUGCCCUCGGCGCCUCCAACAGCUUGGCAGGGCAGGGCUAGAGGACGCCUUGUAGAUCAUGUCAUCCAACUCGCCCAUUUCAUGGAUGAGGAAGCUGAGGGCGGGAAGCCCGAGGCAGGACUAGAACCCACAUCUGCUGACAUCAGGUGGAGCUACUGGAAGUCCACACCCCACAGCCGGAGGCAGAGUUUCACCGGGAUCUAUGUCUAAGUUCUAACUCUUGCUGACAAAGACCACGAUAAUUCCUUCCCCAAAGCCCAGCAGCCCCCCAGCCCCGCGCAGCCCCAGCCUGCCUCCCACCGCCCAGCUGCCCGCCAUGCCCUCCAGCGGCCCUGGGGACACCAGCAGCUCCGCUCUGGAGCGGGAGGAGGACCGCAAGGAGGGAGAGGAGCAGGAGGAGGCUCGUGGCAAGGAGGAGCGGCAGGAGCCCAGCACGACUGCACGGAAGGUGGGGCGGCCUGGGCGGAAGCGCAAGCACCCCCCGGUGGAAAGCAGUGACACACCAAAGGACCCCGCAGUGACCUCCAAGUCCCCGUCCAUGGCCCAGGACUCAGGCCCCUCAGAGCUGUUACCCAAUGGGGACUUGGAGAAGCGGAGUGAGCCCCAGCCAGAGGAGGGGAGCCCCGCUGGAGGGCAGAAGGGCGGGGCCCCAGCAGAGGGAGAGGGUGCGGCUGAGACCCCGCCUGAAGCCUCCAGAGCCGUGGAGAAUGGCUGCUGCACCCCCAAGGAUGGCCGAGGAGCCCCCGCAGAAGAGAGCAAAGAACAGAAGGAGACCAACAUCGAAUCCAUGAAAAUGGAGGGCUCCCGGGGCCGACUGCGGGGUGGCUUGGGCUGGGAGUCCAGCCUCCGCCAGCGGCCCAUGCCGCGGCUCACCUUCCAGGCGGGGGACCCCUACUACAUCAGCAAGCGCAAGCGGGACGAGUGGCUGGCACGCUGGAAAAGGGAGGCUGAGAAGAAAGCCAAGGUGAUCGCAGUAAUGAAUGCUGUGGAAGAAAACCAGGGCUCGGGCGAGUCUCAGAAGGUAGAGGAGGCCAGCCCUCCUGCAGUGCAGCAGCCCACCGACCCCGCCUCCCCCACAGUGGCCACCACACCUGAGCCCGUGGGGGCGGACGCGGGGGACAAGAACGCCACCAAAGCCGCGGAUGAUGAGCCGGAGUACGAGGACGGCCGGGGCUUUGGCAUUGGGGAGCUGGUGUGGGGGAAACUUCGGGGCUUCUCCUGGUGGCCAGGCCGCAUUGUGUCUUGGUGGAUGACGGGCCGGAGCCGAGCAGCUGAAGGCACGCGCUGGGUCAUGUGGUUUGGAGACGGCAAGUUCUCAGUGGUGUGUGUCGAGAAGCUGAUGCCGCUAAGCUCCUUCUGCAGUGCUUUCCACCAGGCCACCUACAACAAGCAGCCCAUGUACCGCAAAGCCAUCUACGAAGUCCUGCAGGUGGCCAGCAGCCGCGCGGGGAAGCUGUUCCCGGCCUGCCACGACAGCGACGAGAGCGACACUGCCAAGGCGGUGGAGGUGCAGAACAAACAGAUGAUCGAAUGGGCUCUCGGAGGCUUCCAGCCCUCUGGCCCCAAGGGCCUGGAGCCACCCGAAGAAGAGAAGAACCCCUACAAAGAAGUUUACACAGACAUGUGGGUCGAACCCGAGGCAGCUGCCUAUGCCCCACCCCCACCCGCCAAAAAGCCCCGAAAGAGCACAACGGAGAAGCCGAAGGUCAAGGAGAUAAUUGACGAACGCACAAGAGAGCGGCUGGUGUACGAGGUGCGGCAGAAGUGCCGGAACAUCGAGGACAUUUGCAUCUCUUGUGGGAGCCUCAAUGUCACCCUGGAACACCCUCUCUUCGUCGGAGGAAUGUGCCAAAACUGUAAGAACUGCUUCCUGGAGUGCGCGUACCAGUACGACGACGACGGCUACCAGUCCUACUGCACCAUCUGCUGCGGGGGGCGCGAGGUGCUCAUGUGUGGGAACAACAACUGCUGCAGGUGCUUCUGUGUGGAGUGUGUGGACCUUUUGGUGGGGCCGGGCGCCGCACAGGCCGCCAUCAAGGAGGACCCCUGGAACUGCUACAUGUGCGGGCACAAGGGCACCUACGGGCUGCUGCGGCGGCGGGAUGACUGGCCCUCGCGGCUCCAGAUGUUUUUUGCCAACAACCACGACCAGGAAUUUGACCCUCCGAAGGUGUACCCACCUGUCCCAGCCGAGAAGAGGAAGCCCAUCCGGGUGCUGUCUCUAUUUGACGGAAUUGCUACAGGGCUUCUGGUGCUGAAGGACUUGGGAAUUCAGGUGGACCGCUACAUCGCCUCCGAGGUGUGCGAGGACUCCAUCACAGUGGGCAUGGUGCGUCACCAGGGGAAGAUCAUGUACGUCGGGGACGUCCGCAGCGUCACACAGAAGCAUAUCCAGGAGUGGGGCCCAUUCGAUCUGGUGAUUGGGGGCAGCCCUUGCAAUGACCUCUCCAUCGUCAACCCUGCCCGGAAAGGACUCUACGAGGGCACUGGCCGGCUCUUCUUUGAGUUCUACCGCCUCCUGCAUGACGCGCGGCCCAAGGAGGGAGAUGAUCGCCCCUUCUUCUGGCUCUUUGAGAAUGUGGUGGCCAUGGGCGUUAGUGACAAGAGGGACAUCUCGCGAUUUCUCGAGUCCAACCCUGUGAUGAUUGAUGCCAAAGAAGUGUCCGCUGCACACAGGGCCCGCUACUUCUGGGGGAACCUUCCUGGUAUGAACAGGCCGUUGGCAUCCACUGUGAAUGAUAAGCUGGAGCUGCAGGAGUGUCUGGAGCACGGCAGAAUAGCCAAGUUCAGCAAAGUGAGGACCAUUACUACGAGGUCGAACUCCAUAAAGCAGGGCAAAGACCAGCAUUUCCCCGUCUUCAUGAAUGAGAAAGAAGACAUCUUAUGGUGCACUGAAAUGGAAAGGGUGUUUGGCUUCCCUGUCCACUAUACCGACGUCUCCAACAUGAGCCGCUUGGCGAGGCAGAGACUGCUGGGCCGGUCGUGGAGCGUGCCGGUCAUUCGCCACCUCUUCGCUCCGCUGAAGGAAUAUUUUGCUUGUGUGUAAGGGACAUGAGGGCAAACUGAGGUAGAGAUACAAAGUUAAACAAACAAAACAAAACAAAAAAAAACCACAAAACACAACAAAACACCAACAACAUGAGGAUCGAGAGGAGUAUCAGCACCCAGAAGAGAAAAAGGAAUUUAAAACAAAAACCACAGAGGCGAAAGUACCGGAGGGCUUUGCCUUGCACAAAGGGUUGGACAUCAUCUCCUAAUUUUUCAAUGUUAACCUUCAGUCCUAUUUAAAAAAACAAAACCAAGCUCCCUCCCUCCUGCCCCCACCCCUUUUUUUUGGGUCAAACCUUUUGUUUUCUACUCUUUUCAGAGGGGUUUUCUGUUUGUUUGGGUUUUUGUUUCUUGCUGUGACUGGAACAAGAGGGGUUUUGCAGCAAAAAAAAAAAAAAAAAAAAAAAAUCAGUAACAAGAAAUAGUAACAAUACUGGGAGAGGAAGGAUGGGAGAAAAGGAAAAAAGGAAAUUCUACAGAAAUCUAUAUAUUGGAUUUUUUUUUUAAACUAUAUAUCUUUUUUUUUUUUCGUUGUCUCUAGCCUGAUCAGAUAGGAGCACAAGCAGGGGACAGAAAACAGUGACACUCAGCGGCAGAAUUCCCUCCCAGCCACUGAGCUGUCUUGCCAGCACCAUUCCUGGUCCUGCAGAACAGAGCCCAACUAGCAGCAGGGAGACAGAACACACAAGACCCUUUUACACAGUAUUUCAGGUGCCUACCACAUAGGAAACCUUGAAGAAAAUCAGUUUCUAGAAGCCGCUGUUACCUCUUGUUUACAGUUUAUAUAUAUAUGAUAGAUAGGAGAUAUAUAUAUAAAAGGUACUGUUAACUACUGUGCAACUCGAAUUCAUAAUGGUGCUUUAAAACAGCGAGACGAGUAAAAACAUCAGCUUCCACGUUGCCUUAUGCGCAAAGGGUUUUAACCGAGGCUGGAGAGGGGAGGCAGCUUGAAGGUGAGCGGUUGCCGCGGUGGGCUUUCCCCUGGUACUGAGCAGGGCGGACGGGGAGAAGCUGGGGCCCGCGUUCUCCCGCUCCUCCCUGCCCACAGUGGGGGCGAGAGGAGCCGGCUCGGCCCGUGGAGAGCUGACAGUGGGAGUCAUCCAGGCUCAUGCAAUAACCUUGAGACGCUUUUGUUUUUUGGUUUUUUUUUUUUUUUUUUUUUUUUUCAAAAAGGAGACCCCCUCAGUAAGAUGACAGGAUAAGGGGUCUUCAUUCCCAAUCUCUCACAUUAGCCGAUUUGAGGGCUCCUUGUGGUGGGAUCAGAAAUAAUCCAGUGUGUGGGCAAGUGACCGUUAAAACCCCACCUGGAGCAAAUAAAAAAACAUACAAAACGUACUGGUGCUUUCCUGUCUAAGUCGCCUUUUGUGUGUUCUUUUAUGAGGCCCUCACCGUCCACCCUCUGUGCACAAGGCGGCCUCCGGCCCCUGGAAUGUGAUGUUUUUGGUCAUCUCCAAAGGCUGCAGUUUUCUACUGGGAGGCUGAUGACACCUUUGGUUCUAAUUCUUCUUAUGGUUCUGGUUAUAAUUAUGUUUGUUUUUCAGAUUUUUCUUUAAGAAAACAAAAACCCAACCCCCUCCUUUGCGGUUUCAAACCAAGGUGCGGGGAGCAGGGUGCUUCUAGGUUAGCGGUGGCCCUGGUGCCCUGGCUCCCCACCCCUCGGGCCAGGUGGGCCACCGGGUGCAGCGACAGCUGGGCGGCCAGGGGAGUCCCCCAGGGCCAGCCCUCCGGGUGCGUCCCUCUUCUCUUCUGCUUCCCCUCCUCUGAGUCGUGCGUGUCAGGGCUGGAGGGAGGACCAGGCCGUCUCUCUCCUCGUGUGUAUGAUUGGAGUGGUGUGUAUUUCUUUUCUAGUACUUGGUCUGAUGAUAGCUGUGCUCUUACCCGGAGCCAGCAGCCCCUGGAGCUCCCAAGUGCUCGGACACUUGCUCCCACCUCCUGCUGCGGCAGACUGCCCGGCGUUGGUAGGCUGGGCCAGCACUGGGGGCUCCAGGGUGAGGGCCCAAGGGGCAGAUGCUUGCCUGGAUAGAUGGGGUGUAGAUAUGUGGCAUAUAGAGAUAUAUAUUUUAUAAUGGGAGGGGGGAUGGCACCUCCUGGGACUGGCAGGGCUGGGAGGUGUGCUGUCAAGCACAUGGUCCCAAGUUUGCAUCCCGAGAAAAGAUAGGGCCUACUGUGAUAGGCGCUAUAUAAAUACGUAGAUAGGGUCACGUAUAAGAAAUGUUAUGUAGUGGGGAGCGGGCCGAGGGGGCUCAGUGCUGAGCCUCGGGUCCCACCGCAGACGUAAGCCCCACACUAAUCAAUCAAUCCCACACGCGUACACGGCAACCGAUCUCCGCCGAUGCGGACUGGGCGCACUCACACACACACACAGCCGGGGGCUCCCAGCGCCCUCCUCCCCGGGAUUCAGGACUUGGUGGCGUCGGCCCUGCAGCUUUUUACCUCUGUCGCCCUGAUUGCAGGUAGACUCUCAGUCCCAGAAGGUGCUAGGUGCUGAAGGCAGGAAAAGGAGGAGGUUUCAUUCCUGCAGGUGCCCUCCUCUCGCAGGUAGCGUUCUCUCUCUUUUGCCCCUGGUGAUGUCAGAUUCUUCUGUUAGCAACCUGUGAUACUGACCUGCAACUCUAGGCACCAGUCAAGUCAGCCCUCGACUCCCCCUACCUAUUCUCCCCCAACCAAAAUAAAAUCCACAUCCAGGUCUGUCUCGGCCAGGGGGCUUCCAUUGGGGAAAAAAAAAAAUG
Molecule: messenger RNA, 5942 nt
Organism: Lutra lutra (Eurasian river otter)
Lineage: Eukaryota; Metazoa; Chordata; Mammalia; Carnivora; Mustelidae
Gene: DNMT3A
Product: DNA methyltransferase 3 alpha
Exons: 23
Coding region: 482-3211 (909 amino acids)
Biological process (GO): negative regulation of DNA-templated transcription
Cellular component (GO): cytoplasm; nucleus
Molecular function (GO): DNA (cytosine-5-)-methyltransferase activity
Source: RefSeq, a predicted model, not a curated record